This is a messenger RNA of Emys orbicularis (European pond turtle), 3447 nucleotides long. RefSeq names its product integrin subunit alpha 7 (gene ITGA7). Gene Ontology annotation, biological process: cell-matrix adhesion; cell adhesion mediated by integrin; leukocyte migration. Bases 1 to 3447 code for a protein of 1148 amino acids. The record is from RefSeq and is a predicted model, not a curated record. Gene Ontology annotation, cellular component: external side of plasma membrane; integrin complex. The transcript is spliced from 26 exons. NCBI's taxonomy places the organism in Eukaryota, Metazoa, Chordata, Testudines, Emydidae. Gene Ontology annotation, molecular function: integrin binding.
AUGCGGGGGGCGCCGGGCGCCUGGCUCUGCGGCCUCGGCCUCCAGCUCCUGGCGGGCGCCGCCUUCAACCUGGACGGGACCGACCCGCUGCUGAAGGACGGGGCCGGCGGCAGCUUGUUCGGCUUCUCCGUGGCCCUGCACCGGCAGCUCCGGCCCGAGCCCGCCAGCUGGAUGCUGGUGGGGGCCCCGCAGGCGCCGGGCCUCCCGGGCCAGAGGGCGAACCGGACCGGCGGCCUCUACGCCUGCCCCCUGACACGCGAGAUUGACGACUGCUGGCGCGUGCCCAUCGAUGAGGGAGUGGACCUGCACAAGGAGAGCAAGGAGAACCAGUGGCUGGGCGUCAGCGUGAAGAGCCAAGGUGCCGGCGGCAAGAUCGUGACCUGCGCCCACCUCUACGAAUCGCGGAACCGGGUGAACCAGCCGCUGGAGACGCGGGACGUCAUCGGGCGCUGCUACGUGCUGAGCCAGGACCUGACGGUGCGCGAGGAGCUGGACGGGGGCGAGUGGAAGUUCUGCGAGGGGCGCCCCCAGGGCCACGAGCGCUUCGGCUUCUGCCAGCAGGGGGUGUCGGCCGGCUUCACCGCAGACAACCACUACGUCCUCUUCGGAGCGCCCGGCACCUACAACUGGAAGGGGGACCUGCGCGUGGAGCUGGUUAACCAGAGCUCCCUGGAGCUGGUUACCUACGACGACGGGCCCUACGAAGCCGGGGGGGAGAAGGACCAGGACCCCUCCCUCAUCCCCGUGCCUGCCAACAGCUACUUCGGUCUGUUGUUUAUGACAAACGUUCAUAGCGCAGACCCCGAUCAGCUGGUGUAUAAAACGGCAGAGCCCGGCGAGCGGCUGCCCGGCACCGUCGGCGACGUGGCCCAGAAUAGCAACUUAGGCUUCUCCGUCGACUCGGGGAAGGGCCUGACCCGGCAGGACCAGCUCAGCUUUGUCACGGGGGCGCCGCGGGCCAACCACACGGGGGCCGUGCUGAUCCUGCGGCGGGACAACGUGAACCGCCUGGUGCCCGAGGCCGUCCUGCCCGGGGAGCAGCUCACCUCCUCCUUCGGCUACGCCGUGGCCGUGGUGGAUCUGAACAGCGACGGCUGGAUGGACCUGGUGGUGGGGGCGCCCCACUUCUUCGAUCGGCAGGAGGAGAUCGGCGGGGCAGCCUACGUGUACAUCAACCAGGCAGGGCGCUGGGCGGGCGCCCACCCCAUCCGCCUCAACGGCACCUCCCGCUCCAUGUUCGGCAUCGGCCUCGCCGCCCUCGGCGACCUCAACCAGGACGGCUUCCAGGACCUCGCCGUGGGAGCCCCAUUUGAUGGAGCCGGCAAGGUCUAUAUCUACCACGGCAGCAGCCUGGGCAUCGUCACCAAACCGGCCCAGGUCCUGGACGGGGAAGGCGUCGGGGUGAGGACUUUCGGCUACUCCCUGUCCGGGGGCCUGGACAUCGACGGGAAUCUCUACCCAGACCUGCUCGUUGGCUCGCUCUCGGACAGCGUGGUGCUGUACAGAGCCCGGCCCGUCAUCCACGUCUCCAAGAACGUCUCCCUCUCCCCCCCGAACAUCGACCUGGAGAGCAGGAACUGCCCCCACCACCUGGGCAUCUGCGUGGAAGUACGAGCCUGCUUCAGCUACACGGCCAGUCCUGCCAGCUACAGCCCCCACGUCACGCUCACGUACACCUUGGACGCUGACGUGGACCGGCGGAAGCUGGGCCAGGCCCCUAGAGUCGCCUUCCUGGACCGGAAGCCCACGGACCCCGAACACCAGUUCUCAGACGUGGUGGAGCUGCCCCACCAGCGUGCCCCUGCCUGCGUCAAGGCCACCUUCCAGCUGCAGGACAGCAUCCGGGACAAGCUCCGCCCCAUCGUCCUGGUGCUGACGUACAGCAUCGAGCACGCCCGGAGCAAGCGCCAGGUCCAGGCCACCGCCCUGCCCCCGCUGAUGCCCGUGCUGAACGCCCAGCUGCCCAGCAGCCAGAGGGCAGAGGUGAAUUUUUUGAAGCAGGGCUGCGGGGAGGACAAGAUCUGCCAGAGCAACCUCCAGCUGCGCUACCAGUUCUGCUCCCGCGUGGGCGACGCCGACUUCCUGCCCCUGCCCAGGGGUGCCGAUGGCACGGCUGUCUUCGCCAUGAGCGACCAGAAGGACGUGGCCUUGGAGAUCCAGGUCACCAACCUGCCCUCGGACCCAGCGGCGCCGCAGCGGGACGGGGACGACGCCCACGAGGCCCUGCUCACGGCCACCUUCCCCGAGGCCCUGCCCUACUCCGGGGUCCGGGCCCAUGACGCGUGGGCCGGACCCGGCCUGGAGAAGCAGCCGUGCCUGCCCAACCUGAACGCCUCGCAAGUGCAGUGCGAGCUGGGCAACCCCAUGAAGCGCGGAGCUCAGGUGCGGUUCUAUCUCAUUGUCAGCACCUCGGGCAUCACCAUCGAGACCCGGGAGCUGGAGCUGGAGCUGGAGCUGAGCACGAUCAGCGAGCAGCCGGGGCUGCGGCCUGUGACGGCGCGGGCACGUGUGGUCAUUGAGCUGCCCUUGUCCGUCACGGGCGUGGCCGUCCCGCGGCGGCUGUUCUUCGGCGGCCAGGUGCGGGGCGAGAGCGCUGUUCACACCGAGGGCCAGGUGGGCAGUGCUGUGCGCUACGAGGUGACGGUCUCCAACCGGGGCCAGUCGCUCAACACCCUGGGCUCGGCCUUCCUCAACCUCAUGUGGCCCCACGAGAUCGCCAACGGCAAGUGGCUGCUCUACCCGCUGCGUCUGGAGCUGGCAGCCCGGCCCGGGCAGCGCGUGGCCUGCAGCCCGGCAGCCAACCCCCUACGGCUGGCACUGGAGAGCCACGGGCAGGACAGGAGCAAGAGGGAGGCCGAGCGCCCGGAGCUGCCCAGCACGGGGCCCUGGUGGUACCGCGCCCACGCUGAGAGGAAGAACGUCACGUUGGACUGCGCCCGGGGCACCGCCCGCUGCCUCGUCUUCCAGUGCCCGCUCCACAGCUUCGACCGCUCGGCCGUGCUCACUGCCUGGGGGCGCCUGUGGAACAGCACCUUCCUGGAGGAGUACCCGGCCGUGACCUCCGUGGAACUGCUUGUCCACGCCAACAUCACUGUCAAAUCCACCAUCCAGAACCUGGUGCUGAAGGACGCCGCCACGCAGAUCCCCGUCACCAUCUACCUGGACCCGAGCGCGGUGAUGGCCCGGGGCGUCCCCUGGUGGAUCAUCCUGAUCGCGGUGCUGGCCGGGGUCCUGGUGCUGGGGUUGCUGGUCUCCGUCCUGUGGAAGGUGGGCUUCUUCAAGCGCAGCCGGCCCCAGCAGGCCGCGGUGCCGCAGUACCACGCCAUCAAGAUCCCGCGGGAGGAGCGCCAGCUGUUCCGCGAGGAGAAGACGGGCACCAUCCAGAAGGAGGAGUGGGUGACGAACUGGAGCGAGGGCGGCGACAGCCAUGUGCCCAUCUCCGGCUAG